This is a messenger RNA of Glycine soja, 2005 nucleotides long. Its product is annotated as amino acid transporter AVT1A-like. The transcript has 12 exons. NCBI's taxonomy places the organism in Eukaryota, Viridiplantae, Streptophyta, Magnoliopsida, Fabales, Fabaceae. The record is from RefSeq and is a predicted model, not a curated record. Bases 169 to 1815 code for a protein of 548 amino acids. Gene Ontology annotation, cellular component: plasma membrane.
UUAUAACACUCAAAUACUAUUCAACCAAUUGAGGCUGAUCCCGUGGUUCCCUCCAUCAUGCUCAAUCUACAUUAACUCGUUCAUUAUAGCAUUAGUUAUUACUAUACUAUACUAUUCCUCUCUCUCUCUCUCUCUCUCUCGGCAUACUACAUACUGUUGCAAAACAAUAUGGUUCGUAACGACAGCAGCAACAAAGAGAAGGAGAAAAACCUCGAUGAUCAGCCUUUGUUCGAUCUGAACUACGAUGGCGACGAGGAAGAUGCCGUCGUCGACGAAGAACAGCAGGAGAUUGAAGGUGUGAAGUACCAGAGUGAGAGUAGUAGUGAUGGCGACGACGACGAUGGUGGUGGUAGGCAUGCUGCGAAUGGGAGAGCACAGCCUGACUCUUUCUCUUCUCAGCAAUGGCCUCAGAGUUACAAAGAGACUACAGAUUCUUACACAAUAGCUGCUGCUCCAAAUUUUGAGUCAGUUCUGCGGGGGCCGAGUUUUAUAUAUUCUAGUUUUGACAAUCGUUCAAAGAGUAACUUAGACAUCGAUGGAAAGACACCUUUUCUGUCUGCUCCAGAAGGCAUUAGACAAUCAACUUGGUGGGAGAAAGCCUCAGUAGAACGGCUUGUUUCCGGAGAAUUGCCUAUUGGAUAUGGAUGCAGCUUCACUCAAACAAUUUUCAAUGGCAUUAAUGUGAUAGCUGGAGUUGGCCUUCUAUCUACACCAUUUACAGUAAAUCAAGCUGGGUGGAUGAGCUUGGCAGUGAUGCUUCUUUUUGCAGUUAUGUGUUGUUACACAGCCACCCUUCUGAGAUACUGCUUUGAAAGCAGAGAAGGAAUCAUUACCUACCCAGAUGUAGGAGAAGCUGCAUUUGGAAGAUAUGGCCGUAUUGCUGUAUCGAUAAUUUUGUACACUGAAUUAUAUUCAUAUUGUGUGGAAUUCAUCACCUUGGAAGGAGAUAACCUCACUAGUCUGUUUCCUGGUACAUCCUUAGAUUUGGGUGGUUUCAAGUUAGACUCUAUGCAUAUGUUUGGAGUUUUGACAGCACUUAUUAUUCUCCCAACGGUUUGGCUGAAGGAUCUUCGUAUAAUCUCUUAUCUAUCAGGUGGAGGGGUUGUUGCAACAAUUUUGAUUAUGAUUUGCGUGUUUUGUGUUGGGACAAUAGACAGUGUUGGAUUCCAUCACACGGGUCAAUUGGUAAAAUGGAAUGGCAUUCCAUUUGCUAUUGGUGUCUAUGGAUUUUGCUUUGCAGGACAUUCGGUUUUCCCAAAUAUUUACCAGUCUAUGGCUGACAAGAAACAAUUUACCAAAGCACUAAUAAUAUGUUUUGUUUUGUGUGUUUUGAUAUAUGGAGGCACUGCAAGCAUGGGAUAUCUCAUGUUUGGUGAUGGCACUUUGUCUCAGAUAACAUUGAAUAUGCCACCAGGCGCAUUUGCUUCCAAAGUUGCAUUGUGGACAACUGUUAUUAAUCCAUUGACUAAAUAUGCUUUGUUGAUGAACCCACUGGCAAGGAGUCUAGAGGAGUUGCUGCCAGAUAGAAUUUCAUCUUCAUAUUGGUGCUUCAUGCUUCUUAGAACAACACUUGUUGCAUCUACAGUUUGUGUUGCCUUUCUAGUUCCCUUUUUUGGGCUUGUGAUGGCUUUAAUUGGUUCUCUCUUUAGUAUACUUGUGUCAGCGAUAAUGCCAAGUUUAUGUUUUCUGAAAAUUAUUGGGAAAAAAGCUACAAAGACACAGGUUGCACUCAGUGUUGCAAUUGCUGCAUUCGGAGUCAUUUGUGGAAUCCUUGGAACAUAUUCCUCUCUGUUGAGUAUUGCGGAUAGUUACUGAGACCUUAUAGCCUUUCUGCACUGGAAGGUUAUGAUGGAGAGUUAACCUAGUGGCCAAUGUUUCUGCAUGGAGAGUACAACUUUGGAUUAUUGUGGUGACAAGUUAAUUUAGUUAUAUAUGAGAACUCAUGUAUUUAUGAAUUUAAUAAAGUAAUUAUUAAAUAAGAUUUAAUAAGUUAAAACUUAAUGAA